AUGCUCAGAGCCACGAGGCUGGGGAGAGGCCCCCAUAAGCCCUUAGCCAUCCUCAGGCAUAUGGGGCCUCUCCAUGCCGUGAGGCCACAGCUCCGGUGCUUCCGGCAUUCCUGUGCAGAGAAAUGCAGCAGCUGUGCCCGGCACCCCCUCCGGACUGGUCCUGUCUCCUCACUGGGAGGCACCCGGCAGUCUCCCAUCAACAUUCAAUGGAGGGACAGUGUGUAUGACCCACAGUUGACACCGCUUAGGGUCUCCUAUGAUGCAACAUCCUGCAGGUACCUCUGGAACACCGGUUACUUCUUCCAGGUGGAGUUUGACGAUUCCUCUGAGGAGUCAGGGAUCAGCGGUGGGCCCCUGGGAAACCACUACAGGCUGAAGCAGUUUCACUUCCACUGGGGAGCAGCGAACGCGUGGGGCUCGGAGCACGUGGUGGAUGGCCACGCCUACCCAGCUGAGCUCCAUUUGGUUCACUGGAAUCCCGUAAAAUAUGAAAAUUACAAGGAAGCCGCCGUGGGGGAGGAUGGGCUGGCGGUGAUCGGCGUGUUUCUGAAGCUCGGGGCCCGGCAUGAGACUCUGCAGAGGCUGGUGGACCUCUUGCCAGACGUGAAACACAAGGAUACACAGGUGGCCGUGGGCCCCUUUGACCCAUCAGAACUGCUGCCUGCCUGCCAGGAUUACUGGACCUACCCUGGCUCCCUCACCACCCCGCCCCUAGCUGAGUCAGUCACAUGGAUUAUCCAGAAGAUGCCCAUUGAGGUGGCACCAAGCCAGCUGGCAGCAUUCCGCACGCUCCUGUUUUCCGGACGUGGCGAGGAAGAAGAGGCCAUGGUGGACAACUACCGCCCACUCCAGCCCCUCCUGGACCGGGAAGUCCGUGCAUCAUUCCAGGCCACUAGGGUGGGAACGAGGUCCUAA
Chionomys nivalis (European snow vole) is the source of this 915-nucleotide messenger RNA. It is a transcript of the gene Ca5a, whose product is annotated as carbonic anhydrase 5A. The transcript is spliced from 7 exons. Gene Ontology annotation, molecular function: carbonate dehydratase activity; zinc ion binding. The record is from RefSeq and is a predicted model, not a curated record. The coding region runs from base 1 to 915 and encodes 304 amino acids. NCBI's taxonomy places the organism in Eukaryota, Metazoa, Chordata, Mammalia, Rodentia, Cricetidae. Gene Ontology annotation, cellular component: cytoplasm; mitochondrion.